UUUAUCUAUAAGUAUGUUAAUUUCUCAUUUCGUAUUAGAAGUUAGAAGUAUUUGGGCGUUUAAUAGAAGAAAUCAGAAACAUAUUUGUUGUGUCAAUAAGCAUUGUGCAUUUGUAAUAAAUAUAUUGAAGUAGUGCGAAUCCAAUAUGGCGACUGAUAAUAUUCCCGAUGAUCGUGAAAUAGGCCAUAAAGAAACAUUCAAACCACAAAUAAUUUUAUUAUUCAGUGGUAAAAGAAAAUCUGGGAAAGAUUAUAUUACAAAUGCUUUGCAUGAAAGAAUUGGACGUGAUAAGAGUGAAAUUAUAAGACUGUCUGGACCAAUUAAGUUUCACUGGGCUAAAUCUCUUGAUCUGGAUAUCGAUCAGCUUUUAGGAGAUGGAAAAUACAAAGAAAAUUAUCGCCUUGAAAUGGCGAAAUGGGGAGAAAACAUCAGGAACAAAGAUUAUGGCUAUUUUUGUCGUGCAGCUCUAGAGAUGUAUAACGCAUAUAGCAAACCUAUAUGGAUAGUAAGUGAUACAAGAAGAAAAACUGAUAUACAAUGGUUUAUGGAAAAUUUUAAAAAUAUAUGUAAAAUAAUUCGCAUUGAAUCAGAUGAUUCAAUCAGAAACAAACGUGGCUGGAUGUUUAUUCCAGGUAUUGAUGAUUCAGAAACUGAAUGUAAUUUGGAUGAUGUAGAUAUAUGGGAUUUGAAAGUGAUAAAUAAUAAUGAGAGCAUAGAAUAUAUAUUAGAGCAAAUAUUAAAACUAAUUAAUUAGUGAACCAUAUCACAAAUGUAUAAAUUAACAUUAUGUACACACACGUACACACACAUACACACACACACAUACAUUUAUAUGUAUGUAUAUAUAUACACUUGUAAAAAAUGAAUCUUUUUGAGUGAUUUAUAAAAAAUAAAAGAGCAAUACAAAUUAAUUUUAUUCUUAAACGGAUUUGAAAAUUAAAUUGUAAUUAAAUAAAUGUUGUUACGAAUGGAUAUUCGAAAUAUUAUUUAUCAUUAGACUUGCUAAAUAUUAUAUAUUUGAUUCUCAAAUUUUGCGGAUCACGUUCGUGUAAUUUUGUAAACAUGUUUUUAUACGACAGUGGUAUACAAGUGCUCAGAAAGAAGGUUAGAUGGCAUUAUAGAGCGAAUCAAUUGAAAAAGAGAAUGGAAUGUCAUAAAGUAUAAUUGAACUCGAUUGGGGUAGUUUAUGUUAACGUUUGAAGUGUGAUUAUAUACGAUGACUGUGUGUGUACUUUGCAAUUACAAAGUUUUAUUAUAAAAGAGAAUAUUGAAAUUUCCUUUUGUAUGAUUAAUUCCUGAAAUGGUGGAUCAUUCAGUACCAUCCGACAUACUCGACGAUUUAAGCAG
This is a messenger RNA of Bombus terrestris (buff-tailed bumblebee), 1347 nucleotides long. It is a transcript of the gene Pmvk, whose product is annotated as phosphomevalonate kinase. Gene Ontology annotation, cellular component: cytoplasm. Gene Ontology annotation, molecular function: phosphomevalonate kinase activity. Gene Ontology annotation, biological process: isopentenyl diphosphate biosynthetic process, mevalonate pathway; cholesterol biosynthetic process. The record is from RefSeq and is marked provisional. Lineage: Eukaryota; Metazoa; Arthropoda; Insecta; Hymenoptera; Apidae.